AUGGAAUUAAUCAAUCAUGAUCCAUUAGUAACUUCAAUGAGUGAGGUGUUGGAUAGAUUGCCUCCCCUGUCCCCUUCAUGUUGCAUCUACAGAGUUCCUAAGCGACAACGGCGCGUAAGUGAACAAGCCUACACGCCUCAGGUAGUCUCGAUAGGCCCCCUUCACCAUGGCAAAGAAGCCCUGAAAGCCAUGGAAGAGCUUAAAAAUAGGUACCUACAAGAUUUUUUACAUCGGACCAAUGUAAGUUUGGAAUAUUUUAUAAAGAAAAUAAGGGCCCAAGAAGCAAAACUGCGCAGUUGUUAUGCAGAGACCAUUGGGUUUAGCAGCGAUGAAUUUGUAAGAAUCAUUCUGGUGGAUGCGGCCUUCAUCAUCGAGGUCUUGUUGAGGUUCUGUUACAAGCAUUUGCGGGUUGAGAAUGAUCGUAUAUUUAACAAACCAAGGAUGUUGGAGGAUGUAUGGCCUGACAUGCGGAUGCUUGAAAAUCAGCUCCCUUUCUUCAUUCUCGAGGAUCUUUUCGAUCAUGAAAGAAAUAUUGUUGGCAUUCAGACGACAAUUAUUGAUCUUUCUUACCAUUUCUUCAAAACUCUAAUGCAUAUGAAGGACAUGGAAGACACUUUGUCCCGGAUACGUCCUCCUCAUCAGGUAGAGCAUUUUGUUGAUUUUGUUAGAAAGUUAUAUCCAUUGCCUCCACAAUUAAAAUCGAAAGUGCCACAAGUUCAAGGGCCAUUCCAAACCCUAACCAUAGGCAUGAUGUCAUCAUGUGUAAUGGAUGUACCACAAGCUCGAGGGCAACUUGAAACCCAAACCAUACCCAGCAUGACACAGUUAUACCGAGCAGGGGUCAAGUUUAGGAAGGGGUCAAGCACAAACAUAUUCGACAUUCGGUUCAAUAUUGACGAUGGCAUUUUGGAAAUUCCAAAAAUAACAAUAAGUGAUCAAUCAGAGGUCACACUCACAAAUCUCCUUGUCUUUGAACAAACCCUAUGCAAGAAGGUAGAAAAUUACAUAAAUGAUUAUGUUGUCAUCUUAAACAUUCUUGUGAACACCCCGGAGGACGUGGCGUUGCUUGUUAAGAAUGGGAUUGUUGAAAACAAGCUAGGUGACAGCACUAAAGCCUGUACAAUGAUCAAGAACCUUGCUGACGGCGUCAUUAUGGCCGAUGAGUUCUACUUCACCACUCUUUGUGAAAACCUGAACAAGUACUACAGAAUGUUUAGGCACAGAUGGAAGGAAUAUUUGAUAAAACAUUUCUUCAACUCACCUUGGACAACUAAGGAAAUCGUUGCACUUGCUAUUUUCCUAAUGCUCACUUUCGUACAGACGGUGUGCUCUAUUAUCUCUGCUGCGCAACAAUAG
Messenger RNA from Prunus avium (sweet cherry), 1356 nucleotides. Its product is annotated as UPF0481 protein At3g47200-like. NCBI's taxonomy places the organism in Eukaryota, Viridiplantae, Streptophyta, Magnoliopsida, Rosales, Rosaceae. The record is from RefSeq and is a predicted model, not a curated record.